Molecule: messenger RNA, 2110 nt
Organism: Cuscuta campestris
Lineage: Eukaryota; Viridiplantae; Streptophyta; Magnoliopsida; Solanales; Convolvulaceae
Source: the annotation of a GenBank genome assembly
CAAUUAUACGUCAAUGGUAGGAAUCCCCUUUGAAGUGAAAACAUAUUCAUCAGCAGGUUCAUUGAUGAAAUGCAUUAUCUUAAACAGAUUCUGAUCAGAUUAUUUUUUCAAACUAAAGUAUCAAGCACUCUGAUGAUUUUCUCAAAGAUUGUCGUGCUCAAAUUGCAGAUUUUUGGAGAGCCUGCUAAACGAUUGUCUCAAACGUUACCCAUUUUCCUUGCCAGAUCUUUGCCCUUUGGAGCCUAUAUCACAAAACCUCUUACAACAGAGUAUGAGUUAUGAGAAGGGCAAAGAGUUAACUAAACACGAUGGAAGUUCAUCACAAUGUAAAGGAAAGAACAAGAAAAAGAUGCCAGAUGUGUCUGCAAGCUCAAAAACAAUGGGAAAUCUGAAACAGCAAACUCUAACAGAUGUGUUGAGAAAAGCAGGUGUUAUGCCUAGCCCAAAAGUGCUAAUUGAUGAUAUCUCUAGAACGUGUUCAAAGGGAACCAUGGUGGAGUUGUCAGGGAAUAGCCAGGAUAACAUCAUGUCCCCACUUACUGUAGAGAUUUCUUCCGCUGCAAACUUACUAGAACGUCAGAGAUACAAGUUCAGACCUCUUCUUCUUGAGUGUUUUGUCAGAUUUUCAUCAUUUAAGGCUCAAGAUUCAUUAUGUCUGGAUCCAGCUGCUGAGUUACCACUCCAUCUUUACUUCCUACGUGAUCGGAGCAAAAAGCUGGAUUAUUUUAGUCUGCACAAUAAACAAAUAGCAAAGUGCUCAAGUUUUCCACCCAGUCUCGGCAGUACGAAUGUAACAGACUUCAUAAAUGAUGUUCGCAUGCUGUUUCCUUCUCUUAAAAAAAAUCUUGAUCUCGUGCUUUGUAUUCUCAGAGAAGAAACUGAAGUAUGUCAAGAUCACUGGAAAGUUCACUCUGCUGCAUCUCGAAACCCAGAUGUUACAAGCAUUCUUUGUUCCACAUCAAAAGUUUCCUACUCUGUCUUCAAGGAGACACUGUGCUGCUUCGGAAAGAUGGUACAAAUUUCAGAGAUUCAGAGAGAAAAAUUAGUCCUUACUGAUCUUCUAGAGGCUUUCCAGCCAUCAGGGUUUCCAGAUGGCUUCUUUAUGGGCAUGCAACAUAUAUCUCCUGGGAACAUAGAUUAUCUAUAUUCAGGUGCAUAUUCUUUCAUUGAAGGAACAUUCGAUGCAGCAUGCACCAUUUCUUUUACACUGUCUGCUGAGGUAGUGCUGGCCUUAGAAGCAAUAUUGUUGUCGAUUCGAAAGAUUGUAGAUGAUGAUUUAUAUGAACCUGGAAAGAACAUUCAGAAAGGAUGUAUCAAAGAGCUUGUUCCCUUCUUAUGCAAAAAGCUAGCUUCGACUUCCAAAAAUCUCCUGAUUCAGAAGUACGAUAGUAAAAAUAUCGAAGAGGAUUCAAAAAACAGACGAGAACUUGUCCAAAAAAUUCUUCGCAUUUACUUGGAAAACUGCCAAUCCACAUGUGAUUCUCUAGAUGAGCUUGCAUGCUUAAUCAUGCCCCAGGUGACUUCACAGAGAAGUCAGGCAGAAGAUAGUUGUAGCUUUCCAAGCCUCUGCCAUACAACAUUUAUUGCUUGGUACCGGGUGAUGCACGAACAGAAUGUUUCGACACUUAAUAGAUUGGUCAAGGACGUUUGUAAGCUGGAGAGUGCCACACUGUGCACAGGGCAUGAGGCGAACUGCUAUUACCAGCAAAGUUCCAUCCACAAAGAGAUCUAUGGAGCGCUUCCUCUUUCAUGUCAAGGCACUCCAUUUAAAAUCAAGCGGAUGUACUUUUUGGAUGGGGAACUUGAAACAUAAAAACUUAUGGGGGGAAGUAGUGAGUUCCCAAGCGUACAUAGAAGAGGAUGAGAAGGAAGAAGUCAACGAAGAUCCUGCAGAAAAUACAAUGGAGGACCAACCCCCGGAAGCCGUUGCUGAUGAUUUAGUAUCGGAUUAGUUCGACCAAAUGUAAAGGAAAGUCUCUAAUGGGAAAAUAUGUGUUGUGCUUGUAGAGGAUAUAUUUUCUCUUAUACAACAAAACUAUGUAUCUGCAUAGUAUGGGAGACAGUAUCAAACAAUGUGGAAGUUUUGUGCUAAUAAUCACAACUAUAUCAG